This is a messenger RNA of Arabidopsis arenosa, 1106 nucleotides long. Lineage: Eukaryota; Viridiplantae; Streptophyta; Magnoliopsida; Brassicales; Brassicaceae. The record is from the annotation of a GenBank genome assembly.
AACCUCCUUUUGUGCCACUUUCUUCUUCUACUUUGAUUUCUUCUCUUAUCUCUGUUUCAAGUUGUGCGCUGAAAUUAUGAUUCGGGAGAACCAAGAAGAUGUCAAGCAGCCACGAGCUUGCGAACUGUGUCUGAACAAACACGCAGUUUGGUACUGUGCCUCCGAUGAUGCUUUCUUGUGCCAUGUUUGUGAUGAAUCAGUGCAUUCUGCAAACCAUGUGGCGACAAAACAUGAGAGAGUUUGUCUUAGAACAAAUGAGAUAUCGAAUGAUGUGCUUCGGCGAACAACAUUAACCCCGGUGUGGCACAGCGGGUUCAGAAGAAAAGCAAGAACACCUAGAGUCCGGUGUGAGAAAAAGCCACAACAAAAGAUAGAUGACGCGAGAAGAAGAGAAGAUCCUCGUGUUCCCGAGAUUGGAGGCGAAGCGACGUUUUUCAUACCAGAAGCAAAUGAUGAUGAUGAUAUGACUUCUCUUGUGCCAGAGUUUGAGGGAUUCACAGAGAUGGGAUUCUUCUUGUGCAACCACAAUGGUACUGAAGAAACAACGAAACAAUUCAACUUUGAAGAAGAAACUGACACAGUGGAGGAUCUAUAUUACAAUGGAGAAGAAGAAGAAGCUAAAACUAACGGAGCUGAAGCAUGUCCUGGACAAUCUUUGAUGAGCUGCAAAAAAGAUUACGACAAUGUCAUUACGAUUUCAGCAAAGACAGAAGAAAGUGAAGAUUACGAGAGUAAUGCAAAGCAGAGGAACAUGUUACUUAAACUUAAUUACGAAAAUGUUAUAGCAGCUUGGGAUAAACAAGAAUCUCCAAGAAGAAACCAAACUGAGUUUAACAACACAAGUAACUUCCAGUUAGUUCCUCCAGGGAUAGAGGAGAAGAGAGUAAGCAACAGAAGUGAGAGAGAAGCUAGAGUUUGGAGAUACAGAGAUAAAAGGAAGAAUCGUUUGUUCGAGAAGAAGAUAAGGUACGAGGUUAGAAAGGUUAACGCCGACAAAAGGCCGAGAAUGAAAGGUCGAUUUGUCCGAAGAUCUUUAGCCACCGAAUCUUAGGAUCGAAUUCUCUCAGUUUCUUCUCCUUUGUGUCAAAUAAAAAAGGCUAUUACUG